Acaulospora colombiana is the source of this 625-nucleotide messenger RNA. The record is from the annotation of a GenBank genome assembly. Lineage: Eukaryota; Fungi; Glomeromycota; Glomeromycetes; Diversisporales; Acaulosporaceae.
AUGAGCAAUGUGACCUCGUCGUACCACAAGUCUCAUGGAGGGGAUCAAGAGUCUCAAGGUCACAAGGUCUCAAGGAAGAGUACAAGUUGGCAAGAAUGCUGUUUGGAUCGUCGUGUACUUGUUGUCUGCACAAAAGUGUAUCCCGAGCUGGAGUACACGUCCUCGGGGUUCCGACCGAGUACGUUCACAGGUGCUGGCAGAUGGACCGAUGACGAAUUUGACUUGCCCGAGUGUAGACGCCAAUUGGAUGUGAAGAAAACACUGAUGGAGACGAGUGGCCAGCCAAUGGGAGCAGCCGAGCUGGCUAUGCGCAGGGUUCACCGCCCACGGACCGUGUACGUCCUUGACCCCCCUCACACUGCAUCUGUCUCUUGGAUACUGGCUGGAUCUCUACUUCACAGCCAUUGUUCCACUGGGAUUCCUGGAUCCCAUACGCUCGGCGAGUGUCAUCCACAAGGUGACUGGCCGCGACAAGAGAAGAGAAGUUCCUCGGGCUGGCUCGUACCAUCCCCACUUGCAGUGUGGCUAGAGAUUAUAAAAGGAGCUGCAAACUAUCCUCUAGACUACAGCAGAGCUCCACCACCUCUCGCAACACUCUUCUUCUUCUCUCGGCCAGGUGCCACUU